Molecule: messenger RNA, 2334 nt
Organism: Hippocampus zosterae (dwarf seahorse)
Lineage: Eukaryota; Metazoa; Chordata; Actinopteri; Syngnathiformes; Syngnathidae
Gene: fgf7
Product: fibroblast growth factor 7
Exons: 4
Coding region: 654-1256 (200 amino acids)
Biological process (GO): positive regulation of DNA-templated transcription; positive regulation of peptidyl-tyrosine phosphorylation; positive chemotaxis
Cellular component (GO): cytoplasm
Molecular function (GO): growth factor activity; type 2 fibroblast growth factor receptor binding
Source: RefSeq, a predicted model, not a curated record
ACAAACGCACACCUGUGAGAGGCUGCUCUUGAGUUUAUAGCUCCCUCUCACGUCCUGAGUGUGAGAAACAGCGGGAGGCAAGCGGAGGGUGUUGCUCGACUGCAUCACAGCCACGGACAGCUGACUGGUUGGGAUCUAAUUGCUCUCAAGUGAGGUCAGUGGGAGGCAUUUAUCUCAGAGACAGUGGAGGUUCCACACCACACGUACAGUCUCUCUGCCAGUAGCGGGCAGGCGUCCAUUGGAAUAGACACGAGCUCUUAACUCACUGCACUGCCAGACUUAUUUUAGGUGUUCCCAUCCCAAAUCGUGCUGAGAGGGAAUUCGGCAAGUCCUUGCAUCACAUAUUUAUGGUCUCGGGGGAUGGAGAAGACAAAGUGUCGCGUCACUGAAGACGACAAAUUGCGAUAAGACAUCACAUCCCAUUUCCUUCAGAGUAUUCUCCGACUUCUUUCAAUUCCAACAAACUUUGAGAACUCUUUCCUCCACAACGAGCCUGACUCGGCGUCCCGCAGGGACUCCCUCUUGCAAGAACACGGACCCUGAGUUCGCAGCUGGUGUGACAAGAGUUCAAGUGCUUGGGGUGAGGGAUAGCACCCAGAUCUCUUCUCCUGUUUCACUAUGUUGUUCAUCGAUCCUCAUUGCAUUGUAUUAUAAUGCGCAAAUGGAUGUUGCCAUGGAACCUUCCAAAUCUUAUCUCGGGACUGCAUGCCAUCUUCCUAUUGGGCAGUGUGCGUGUGGUCUACGGUGACUGCACUCCGGCGCAACUCACUGCCAUCAUGAACUGCUCGAGACACGAGCGUCACAGCAGGAAUUAUGACUACAUGGAGGGAGGAGAUGUGCGGAUCCGACAGUUGUUCAGUCGCACCCAGUGGUUCCUGACAAUUGAUGAUGAAGGCAACAUCAAUGGGACUCAGGACCUAACCAACUGUUACAGCAUUCUUGAGAUCAGGACAGUGUCUGAGGGGGGCAUACUGGCUAUCAAAGGCAUAAAGAGUCAGCAUUACAUCUCCAUGAACAAAGCCGGACAGCUGCGGGGAAAGAGGACCUACACUGAAAACUGCAACUUCAAGGAGGUUUUCCUAGAAAACUACUUCAAUGCAUACUCCUCGGCCAAGUGGACUAAAAAUGGCAAAGAAAUGUUCAUCGCGCUGUCUCAGAAGGGGCGGCCCAUGCGAGGGAAGAAGACGAGGAGGGAGCACGUUGCGUCUCACUUCAUCCCCAUGAAAUGCAGGGAGGAGGAGAGGAGGGCGGACUGAGACAGACCACUAUGUGUAUGAAUUCACUUAGCAAAUAUGUUAACGGACAUAUAAGCUCAUCACCAGCUACACACCGCUUUCUCCAAGACUGUAAUCAGCAUUUGACAAUUUAUAAUUUGCAGUUUCAGCAUUCCGUUGGCCGGGGCAAACGUUUUUCUCUCCCCAACAACAGUUUGGCACCAAUUUGAGAAGCUUUAAGGCCAUCGCCUUGCUCCGACAUUUACAAUUUACAAUACACCAAAAGAUCCGGUUUCAAGAAACCCGACAUGAAUUAUGGAAAUUAAUGCAUGUCAGUUGAGCAGGUGAACGAUAAGCUUUGAAAAACUGCGCAACCUAAACUGUCAAAUGCUGAUGGCCUCAUGUCUGGCUGAACGAUACCUGAAACAAAAUGGGAAAAAGGAAGGAAGUAUAGAGUGACUUUUGGGUUUGGGUCAUCCUGUAUACGCCACUGUAAUACACAGCAAGGACAAGGGUCUUAAGAAACACCUCCUAAUUAAAUAAUCAGCGGUUGGACUACACCCCGAGUUCCCCUGAAUUUCCAUUAUUUCAGUUUACCAAUACAGUAUAAACAAUUCUGUGUGUAACUGCUUGCAGAAAGCACUUUCUGGUCCACUAAGGCAUGGUUGGAUAAGUUUUGUGUCGGAGAACAUUUCUUCAAAGCCACCAAACCCCUUUGGAAUGACCCAACACGAUGUGCACAGCCUUCUCAGACUGGGGAUCAAAUCUAUAUUUGCUCCUUUUUUCACUUCCUGUUAAUUUAUCCGUCCCUCCACGUUCUAAUCCGCUUAUCUUCACAAGAACCUAUUCCAAGCUGUCUUUAGGUGCUAGGCGGGGUACACCCUGAACCAGCUGCCAGCCAAUCGCAAGGCACACAGAGACGAACAACUAUUCCACUAUUUGGCCAUGUGAUGGCCAAAUAGUGAAAACAACAAACCAAUACAUUACUGUACAACAUUUUGUCUACAGAUGACGCUACUUGAAGACAAGCAAGUAGUUUGACUUGCGACACCAGCUUUUAAACCACUCUUCAAUUUUAUUGUUUUAUUAUUAAAUGUUAUAUUUCUUAAUAAGAGUUUCC